Molecule: messenger RNA, 10492 nt
Organism: Corythoichthys intestinalis (scribbled pipefish)
Lineage: Eukaryota; Metazoa; Chordata; Actinopteri; Syngnathiformes; Syngnathidae
Gene: mrtfbb
Product: myocardin related transcription factor Bb
Exons: 13
Coding region: 304-2169 (621 amino acids)
Biological process (GO): smooth muscle cell differentiation; positive regulation of transcription by RNA polymerase II
Cellular component (GO): nucleus
Molecular function (GO): transcription coactivator activity
Source: RefSeq, a predicted model, not a curated record
GUUACUUAUCAAUUUGUGAUGACAAUAAUGAAUGUUGCUGCGUGGGGGGCAGUGUGUCAACAGACUCACCAGGAAGUGACAUGGCAAUGUUAAAACUAUUUGUAUUGACUCACGUCUAACGUCACUCUAACUUUCACUGCUGGGGAUACGACAAAUCCAGAUAGAUUGAUGGAAAAGGCAAUGGAAUAUCUAUAAUCAUCAUUAUCAUUUAACAGCAACAGGACUGUCUACACUACUAUUGCAGGUCUUCAGCUCUGCCUUCAGCACAGACGAAGUCGAGAGCAACUCGCAGAGCAAGGCAUCAUGCCCCCUCUAAAAGCCCCUGCUGCCUUCCACGAGAGGAUUCGCAGUCUGGAGAGAGCGAGGGUAAAAGACAUGACGGGGAACUUCCUGAAGCACAAGCUUUGCCGCAGACCGGCUCGCUCCGAGUUGGUCCGCAUUCUGAAAGAGAGCAAGGCCGAUGCUUCCCUGCAGGCCGCUCAGAUGAAGCUGAAGAGGGCCCGGCUGGCUGAAGAGCUCAAUCAAAAAAUAGCCUGCAGACCUGGACCCAUGGAACUGGUGGAGAAGAACAUCCUGCCUGUGGACAGCGGUGUCAACAAGGACCGCGAAGGCGAUAGUCCAGACCCCAGCGAGAUGGCCGAUGUUUACACUUUUACCGACGACAAGAGUGACGCUUUAUCGCCAGAUCCAUGUCUCCAAACGUCUCCCGGCACCAGCUCGACUGAGGCUGCGUCUCUUUGUUCUUCCAGCUCCCCUGUACAGCAGCCUCAACCAUCUGAGUCCUCACCUGACCACUCCUCCUCCUCCAGUGAGCAACUGGCAGCUUCAUCUCAGUCAAUCACUGCUGUGCUCACAAAGCAGCAGAGCUCGCCAAAACCGACAGGCGAGAAAAGCCGCAGCAAAAAGAGCCGAGAGGCCAAGCCGAGGAUCCGCAAGCUCAAAUAUCAUCAGUACAUUCCCCCGGACCACCACAAACACGAGCAAAAGUCGUCACCAGAAGCCGUGGCGGCACACAUGGACGCCGCCUACAUGCGCAUUCUGCAGCAACAGCAGCACUUUUUACAGCUGCAGAUCCUUGGCCACCAAGCGGCGCUUAAUUUAAAAGGCGAAUUUCAAAGCAACUGCAAGGUCCCGAAAGAAAACUGCAAACCAGAUCAGUUGCCGGUCAACCUAGAUGAAAUGAAGGUGGCUGAGCUGAAGGUGGCGCUCAAACUGCGCUCACUUCCUGUCUCCGGAACCAAAAUGGAUCUGAUUGAGCGGCUCAAAUCCUAUCACGAGAGUGUCCUUAACGUCGAAACUAAAGCUCCUGAAAAGACCACCUCGGUGCCCCCCAAAGUGUCCGGCGCGGCUUUGGAGAACCGCGGUGACAAAACUGAUCCUGUGGUGCCCGGGUCUCAUGAGAAGGACCGUCGUCUGCGUGAGAAGGAGCUUCAGAUCGAGGAACUGAAGAGGAGGCUGGAGCGUGAGCAAAGGUUGGUGGAGGAGCUCAAGUUGCAGCUGGAGGUGGAGAAGAGGAAUCACCAGCUAGGAGAAUCCUCGUCGCCUGGCCUUGCUCCUCGCUCUCCCCUCCAGGAGGAACGCGAGGUCAAACGUGAGAAGGACGCGGAGCACGGCCUCUUACCGCCUCCCAGCUCAACUGCGCAACUUCCUCAACACGGCGUCAAAUUGCAGUCGGCAAAAAUAGACGACUCGACACCUCAGAGCAAGACCAACCAUCGUGGUUGUUCUCCAGACUUCUUGCCGACGCUGCGCAAUUGUAAGAACCUCCGAGAGCCUCCUCCCUAUGAAGACGCGGUGAAACACACGCGCAUGCAGCCCGCCAUUCAGGGCUUGUAUGCAGCGAGCCAGCAGAUGGACGACCUGUUUGACAUCCUCAUCGAAAGCGGCGAGAUGUCCCCUUUCCUAAAAGUCAACCCUCCCGUCGACAACAAACGAGUGGCAGUAACGCCCAGCGUCACCCUACUGCCUGUCAACACCGCUCUGUCGCGUCCGCCCCCCCGUGUCCAGGUGGCGCACGUGCGGAACGAGGAGAUUCCUUCCCCCCUGGCAGCCAUGGAAAUGGAGCUGGGCGACUCCGACGUCCACGGGAUGGACUGGUUGGAUCUGAGCGUGUCAGCUGGAGAGGGUGUCUUCUCCACUGACUUCCUGGAUGCUUACCAACUGCUCUAGGGAAUAACCACACUUCCCGUAUAAAAAGGAUUGCAAUGGUGGUAUUUCAAAAUAUCAACCUGCAUUUCUACAGAGACUGGAAGAGUGACAAACAUGCAUCCAAGUGGACUUUCUUGAAAAUUAUGUCAAUUUUGCCUUUUAAGCUCUUCGUCAGAGGAAAAAAAGUACUGAAACGUAGAACAUUGUCUUGUGCAUUCAUAAGUUGUAUAAAUAACAUCUUUAGGGUCAGGGAGCACCUGGAAACCUUUCAAAACAUUAGUGUUUCUGAGCGACCAAAAAUACAAGAAAAAAUAAACGAAGGCAGAAGCCCAAUCCCGCCACAAGAUAAAACAAAUAAAAUGAAAACAUUUUUCAACAAAACAAGAAGCCCAUUUCUGCAAAUGGAAAAUUUCUUUUAUCUGCCACUGCUGCUGUUUUCAGCAGUGGAUUAAUUGACCUUGACCUAAAUGACCUUGACAACCGCACGGAAGACCUGGCCAUACCCGUAGCAAUGACAGUCUACCAUACCUGUCAGACUGUAACCGACAGACUGCCAUACAAGUCAGAAUGCCAUACCCGUCAGACUCUCAUACCCGAUAGACUGCCAUAUCCGUCUGAAUGCUAUAGUUGUUAGACUGUCAUACUUGUCAGACUGCCAUACCUGACAGGCUGCCAUAUCCGUCAGACGGCGGAAAGUCAACGUCAGAGAAAUUUUUGGGUGGUCCCAUAGGACCCCAUGCACAGGCACAAGCCCACAAGACACAUCUUAUUAGGGUAAUAAGGGUUAGGGUGUAUAUAUGAAAAAAAAAAAAAACCUUAGUGACUGUUACCAUACCCGUCAGAAUGCCCUACCCGUCAGAAUGAUCUACCUGUCAAAUUACCAUACCUGUCAGAAUGCGCUGCCUGUCAGAAAACGCUGCCUGUCAGAAUGCACUACCUAUCAAAUUACCAUACCCAUCAGAAUGCACUACCUAUCAAAUUACCAUACCCGUCAGAACACGCUACCCAUCAAAAUGUGCUACCUGUCCGAAUGCGCUACCUGUCAAUUACCAUACCAGUCAGAAUGCACCACCUGUCAAAUUGAUAUACCAGUCAGAAUACGCUACCCGUCAGAAUGUUCUACCUGUCAAAAUGUGCAACCUAUGAAAUUACCAUGCCGUCAGAAUGUGCUACCCGUCAGAAUGAGCUACCUGUCAAAUUACCAUACCCGUCAGAUUGCGCUAUCUAUCAAAAUGUGCUACCUAUCAGAUUGUGCUACCUAUCAAAUUACUAUACCCGUCACAAUACGCUACCCGUCAGAAUAUGCUACCUGUCCGAAUGCGCUACCUGUCAAUUACCAUACCAGUCAGAAUGCUACUACACCUGUCACCAUGUGAAUGUGCUACCUGUCACCACGUGUCAUACAUGUCAUAAUGCACUACCUGUCAUACCCGUCAAAAUCCUCCACCUGUCAAAUUAUCAUACAUGUAAAAACUGGUGAGAAUGUGCUACCUGUCAGAAUGCGCUACCGGUCAGAAUGUGCUACCUGUCAAAUUACCACACCCGUUACAAUGCGCACCUGUCAGAAUGCGCUACCUGUCAAAUUACCACACCCGUUACAAUGCGCAAUCCGUCAGAAUGCGCUACCCGUCAAAUUACCACAACCGUCAGGAUGCAAUACCUGUCAGAAUGACCUACCUGUCAAAUUACCACACCCGUCAGAAUGCGCCACCUGUCAAAUUACCAUACUCGCUAGAAUGCGCUGCUCGUCAAAUUGCUAUACCCAUCACAAUGCGCUACCUUUCAAAUUGCGAUACCGUCACAAUGGGUCACUUGUCACAAUGCCCUACUUGUCAAAUUUCCAUACCGUCACAAUGCCCUACUUGUCAAAUUUCCAUACCCGUCAAAAUGUGCUACCUGUCAUAUUAGCAUACCUGUCAGAAUCCGCUACCUUUCAAUUUAACAUACCGUCAGAAUGAGCCACUUGUCAAAUUACCAUAGCGUCAGAAUGCGCUACCCAUCAGAAUGCACCACCUGUCACCUGUCAGAAUGUGCUACCAGUCAAAUUAACAUACCUGUUAGAAUGCGCUACCUGUCACAAUGCGCUACCUGGCAAAUAACCAUACCUGUCAGAAUGCGCACCCGGCGUGAAUGCGCAAGUGGGGAGAAACUCUAAAAAUGUUGUCACCCAAAUUAUGAUUAGGCAUACAGAUAUUUAUGUUUAGUGUAGAGAAAAGGUGUAGAAUAUAUUGUAUUAUUAACAUAAUAGAUCUUAAAGUUGAUACAAUGGGAGUAUGACAUACUCUCAUUGUGAUCAGUCAACAUACCUGGUUUAUUAAGACAAAUCAGUGAACAGGAAGUUUAUGAGGGAACAGAUGAAAAUAAAAGAAACACAAGAAAAGAAAGAAAAGAAACACAAACAACCGCAAGAAAUACAUUGAACGCCUACACUAACAAUGAAUAUGUUGGCGCUAUCGUCAGCUAGAUGUAUUUCCAGUUGACACCAUGUAGGGGGCCUGUUAACCAGCGCAGCCCAUCCCUUCUCCCGCAGCCCAGCCUAGGGGCCAUCGUCACCCCCCAGGGAUCCAGGGUGGUCCCCCGUGCCCCCAUCAACUGGCCUUCAGGGAUGGGAAGAGGGGACGCACCACCAACCCCCACGCACACGCCCACCCCCGUCCCACCAUCCGGCCCACCAAGCCCAGGACAGGGGAGGGCCUCCUGCCGGAGCAGGCGACACCUUGCCUGGUUUACUCACCGCUGUUCCAGCGAUUGAGUCUGGCGACCGUCCGGCGGCUCAAAUUCCCAGGGUGGAGCAAGCCACAGCAAACAGACAGCGGGGCGGCUCAAAUUCCCAGGGUGGAGCAAGCCACAGCAAACAGACAGCGGAGUGGACCAAUCAACGACUGGCGGACGUGACAUAGGUAAAGCGACAAGAAACUAGCGCGAGCGGAGAAUGGAGAAGGUUAUUUAACAUGGCUAGCAGGAGACAGACUGUUAUCAAUGACUCGUGUCGAUGUGUUUUUGGUAAUUUAAAAUUGAUUUUACCGCCGAUUGGAACAUAUUCUCGGCUCUCCCGUUCGCCAUCUGUGUUGUUGUGGAGAGGACUUCCGACGCGCAAGAGUGACGUUGCUCGUUAAGAACACGUCACGCAAAUACUCAAAUCUGAUUGGACGGAUGAUUUCGUUUGCCUCGAGAGGAAAAGGAGCUGGGUCCCAGACUAUUCUCACAGUGUCUGGAAAAAUACAGGUAGAACAGUCUGGCCGUGCCAGGCAAGGCAACACCCAGCCGACACACCGGCGCCCAGCCAGCGACCCGGGUCGGAGAGCAGGGCAGAUGCCCAGGCAGAUAAGAGAGGGGAAGGCAGAAACAGGAGAACGCCGAGGAGCCGCCGCGGGAUCGGAGCCCUGACCUCCCCCCAGUCCCACGGCCGGCAGCCCAGGCAGAGGGGAGCCCACGCCAUAGAGAAUGUUAAAUGUAUGUGGCGGAAAACAGUCAGUUGACUUAAAGUUCCGCUGUGAGACCGCCAAUUUGGCCGAAUUUCAAAAUAGUCCUACAUACAUGUGUGAUACAUCAUUGGAAAGCUUAAAAUCUUGAUUUUCUGGGGAAAGAAUUUUUUUGAGCAGGAGGGCAUUUAAAAAAAAAUUAAACAGCAAAACCCUAACUGGAGGUGAGUGCAUGAGAGAGCAGAAUUAAAGACGCCACAAUUUUAAUGAGAUAUUCAUCGCGUACUUGCCUCUUUUUGAUCCAAAAACUCCAUGUAGCGUGUAUCACCGAGUGUCAAAACACAGCUGUGAAUGGCCACAGUCGGAUUUUGGGGGCAUUUAUGGCUGAUGGUAAUAUAACAAGGGUCGCAAUGCAGAAAUCGCAGACAUCAAGGAGUGGUCGAGAUUUUCUUUUUCAUAUAUUUACCCUUUUAAAUGUUUUUUUUUUUCCAUUUUUUCUUUGCUUGGAUCGAUAAUUAUCAUCUAGAAUAUUGGGGAAAAUGCGACGUAACAAAAAAAAUACAAUUAAGCGAAAGUUAUAUUGUAGAUAUCCGUGACUUACUUACAGACACCAUUUUUUUAUUGUGACGUAAUUUGUUUGAAUGUUAAAAAUAUGAGUGAAUAAUUUUUCAAAGUCGUUUUUUUUUUUUUUUUUUUAACUAAAUAUUAGACAUCAAUUAAUGAUUUGAAGCUAAAAAUGUCAGCGUUUUCGAACAAUAAAUACAAUUACUUACAUUCUUUUUAUGGCUGUGUUUAAACAAAAGCGGUUACGCGACGUCUGUAAACGGGGGUUUCCUGGGUAAAACGGACAAAUGAAAAAUAGUUCGGGGGCUUACUGCGCCAUGAAUCUGCUAUGGCAGCAUAUAGACAUACUGUUCUAUCAAACACAACAGUUCUUUUGGCUUAAAAUACAGUUUAUUUUAAAGAGGGGUGCAAGAGCAGAAACUGCUUUUUCAGCUUUGUCUGUGUUUUCAGCCAUGCGUAAAAUAAUAUAUAUUUAUUUCAUUCUGUUUUGUGUUUUUUAAUUGCAAGCAAAAUAAAUGAAGAUAUUGCUACCAAAGCAUUAGUAAUUGCAAUAAUUUUCUGGGAGAAAUUGAGCAUUAUCUGACAGAAUUGCAGGGGUGCCAAUACUUUUGGCCAGCACUGUAUCUCUAAAAAACGAUCAUGUAUAGUAUGGUGUUUUUCCACUUUGACGAUCUAACGACCUUGACCUUCCAUUCGAACGACCUUGACGAUGACCCGAAUGACCUUGAAAACUGUCCGAACGACCUUGAAAAUUACCGUUUAAUAAUUAUUGUUUUUAUUAAUUAUAUAUGAUUACUAUUUUUUUAAACAUUUUUUUUGAAUGGUGCACAUAUAGAUUUAUACAUUUUAUUUUAACGAUAAUCUCAGGGGCAGCCCGAAUGUAGGAGGGCCAUCCCAUACAUGAGAAUACAUAAUGAAGUGGAAAUAAGAGACACAUUAGACCUUGUGCCAGUGCAUAGGACCACCUCAAAAAAAUUAUUCGACCUCGACAACCAAAAUUCUAGCUAAAACAUUAAUAGGUAGGACAACCCCAAAUAUUCAGGGAACGACGCCAUUAAACCUACUGAACCCUGGCCAGCUGCGUGCUCAUUUUGGGCUUAAAUGUGGGCUAAUUUUUCAUAUAACACAGGUAGUUUUCAUUCAGUGAGACGAGAAAGGAAAACAACAAAUAACCAAGCUGAGAAAAUUAAUUGGAAUUAUUCGAUGUGUUCUGAUGUGAGGAUUCGCAUUGAAAAAUUCAAGGGAGCGCUAUUGAGCCAUUUAUUAGUUUUUCGCAAAGUCGCAAAAUGAUUGAAAUUUACGCCGAGUCGCAUGUAUCCGCAAAUUUUGGUGAGUUUGGAGCAUGUUAAGGCCUCCAAAUGAUCCAUUUUCAUUUGCCUUGAAAAAGGAAUAAUAAUUAUAAUAAUUUGCAUUACAAUCUUGGCGCUAGGGCCCUAAAAAUAAUAAUAAGAAUUAGGGUUGUUCCGAUCAUGUUUUUUUUGCUCCCGAUCCGAUCGUUUUAGUUUGAGUAUCUGCCGAUACCGAUAUUUCCCGAUCUGAUUGCUUUUUUUUUGCUCCCGAUUCAAUUCCAAUCAGUCCCCUGAGAGAUCUGCAGGGUUGAAGGCAACAUAAAUAGUCUGAAAUAUCAACAAAUCUUGGCUGCCUCUUACAUUCCUAACCAUAAAAAGGGACAAAUUCUGCAGCAGGAUGGUGCUCCAUCGCAUGCUUCAAUUUCUGCCUCAAAGUUCCUCAAGGCAAAGAAGAUAAAGAUCCUCCAGGACUGGCCAGCCCAGUCACCAGGCAUGAACAUCAUUGAGCAUGUCUGGGGUAGUAUGAAAGAGGAAGCAUGGAAGACGAAACCCAAGAAUGUUGAUGAACACUGGGAGGCAUGCAAGACUGUUUUAUUUGAUGUUCCUGAUGACUUCAUCAAUAAAUUGUAUGAAUCCUCGCUGAACCGCAUAGAUGCAUUCCUUUAAGCCCAUGGAAGUCAUACAAAAUAUUAAAUGUGGAUCUCACAGCACCACUACUUAAUUUGCUUAUGUUAUGUAACAUAUGUUUGAAUUUGAAGUACAUUUUUUGUUCAAUUAGCUUUCAUAUGAGCCAUUUCUGAAACCAAUUGAAUAAUUAAAAGUCAGUUUAUUAGCAAUUGUUUCUACAAAAUGGAUAAGCGACGAGACCAAGCCCGGAUCUAGGUUUACCCACCAGAUGGGGCACCCCCAAUGCAGGCUUUUUAUUACCCUCUGCAUUUCUCCGGGCUUGGGACUGGCGAAAGUAAGACACUGGCUUGUGUCCUGUUGAGGCUCCAUUAAUUUUGGGGGGGGUUAUUUGUUUUUUUAUUUUUUUUUAUUCAUCUAUCUACUUAUUCUCGCAGUCGGCAUGAUGUCACGAUGACGUCAUCUCGCAUAGCAAUGUGUCACCAUUUUGAGAUGGGGGCACGCACAGGUAAACAUCCGUAGACAAACGUCUGAAAUUCAUAUAUUUCAGCUGUGUUUUGCAUCUUUUUUUUCAUAAAAUCGUCUUAAACAUGACUUAUUAUUAUCACGAGCCACUGCCGACAGACGCGAGGAGGCGAUACAACUUAAAAUUAGCGUGUAUUGGCCUGCAAAUCUGCCCAUACAGAGUCACAGCUGAUAGCUGGAUAAACAAUCUAAAGGAAUGGCCUGCAGUGGAGUUCGGAAACAUGUACAACUACCUCAUAAAGUCACUCAGUAAGUUGACCUUUAUCAAUUACGUGGAAUAUGUACUGUGCGGAACUAAAAAAACUGGUAGUAUAUAUGGAGUGAUUAUUUCUGCCGUAACCGGUAAUUCGCGAAUUCGUGAACACAUCACGGCAAAAUAAUCAAUUCCCACCAGGCCAAUAAUAUACCGAUUGACCGAUCAGAGCAGUUCACGGCAAACGAAAAAUACCGCUUUGUGAGUUUUCGGUUACGGUAAUAAUAACCACUGCCUAGUCCAUUGAAUCCUAGCAGCUAAUUGGGGGGAAAAAAAAAAAUCGAUUAAAGUUUACUCACCAGUAAUAAAAUGUCAGCUGCAAACGUAAAUGUGCCUGGAUUUAGGUUCCCACUGGCAAAAAUGGUCCAUGGAACCGUCUUCUUUUGCUGUUCCUCGAUUGUUUGUACUACAAUGCACGACAGAGCAACUGCUUGCGACUCUUGUUUUUCCCCCAUUUCAAUAUGGCGACGCUUUGUUGUGGCUGGUGACGUCAUUAAUGCUCGGAUGUCCGACUGCGAGAAUGUGUCUGAAGGAGAGAGAGGAAGCGCGCGGAUAACAAACGAGGUUGGAAAAACAGCUUGUUUUGGUGAUUGCUUGUUCGGCGUGGUUGCGGCCAACAGUAACCGUUAAUCCUGCAAUAAAAAAGUGGGUGAGACCAACUCUCCGUGCGUUCUCUAUAUCCAGUGCGACGCUACAGUAGAUAUUCCCGACAUUUUAAUUGGGUGGGCACGACUCACGUCUGGGUGCCCCCCACCCCCCCCAUACAUCCGGCCCCAGACAAGACUUUUGUCAGGGACUGUAGAAUGGACAUUUGUUGCCGCCAAUGGUAGCUAACAAGACAUACCAAAACCUGUAGAACAUUAUGUCGAACAUUAAUGAAACAAAUACUGAAUAAAUUCAUAAAACCAUGUUUAUGGCGACUUGACAAGCCUUCAGCCUGGAAAAGAAAAUUGUAACAUGUAUUGUAGUGAAUAAAGCAACAACACUAACAGUGCGGUCCUUAUUUAAUAAUAGUUCUUUGAAAAAUAUGCACAAAUGAUAGAAGAGACACAGUCAAAAAAAUUGGACAUAACCCUUCAUAAGAGAUGAGCUUAAUUAAGAGCUGUGCGGUUACAUAGAGUAGGCGUGAUCUUCAAAACCCUACGUGUAUAAAAAGAUAGAUGCUUAAAUUAACACUUUUAUAAAAGUGAACUGCUCCAAAGUGAUCUGGAAAUUUCAGUGGGGUUAAAAAGUAUUAGAAACGUUGACAUCAAAAGCCAAUGCACUUUGUUUUUCGGUGUGAUAGCUACCAGUUGAAAGGGACAUAUAUUAUUUUGAAAUAUUUUACAGUUUAUCUGUUUCAGUCACUUACUUUUCCGUCAUGCAUCGACUACAGCAGACUGUUCCACUCACUUUCAUCAUAUGGCAUUUUCAAUUUUUUCCUGCGGCAAUAAACUUUCAUGUAUGAAAACACAAACACUGUAGUACCUUCAUAAACAUAUUCAUCUGUUGGCUGGUGCAUGAUAAAAGAAAACAAGUCAUUUGCCAAGGUCCUGAGGUAAAAUCAGAUACGGAAAAGGAAAACUUAUCAAAAAUAGACCACAUUUGGUGUAUAAAAGACUUGCGAUGGUGACAAAGUGGAUGCAACCCAUCAAGGACACUUAACCUACUGGAAGGUGGCUCUUGUA